AAUCUAUUUGUUUUUCUAUCUUGGUUUUCUAGUAAUACUCUUGAGUUUUGGGAAGAAUAAGAGUCUUGUUUUGUUAUCAAGGUCCUGGAAUGUUUUAGUUUAAUCGAAGUCACUGAGUUGAGUCCAAACUUUAAAAAAAAUCACGUCGGAUUAGCGUCAACAAACAUGUCAAAGUCUUAUUAUUUGAUAACUGCUCAUUGCUAUGUUGGUGAUCAAAUUAAAUUAACAGUUCUCUCACAUCAGUAAAAGAUAAAAAAGGCUAAAAAAGCUAAUGACUUUAUUCAACAAAGAUGUACUUCAUGUGUUUGUUAAUUUGGUGUUUGCAAGCAAGUUGUUUUCUUUGAUGAGCAAGUUACCAUAUGACACCAAACCCUCUUCCUUUCAAGAUCUUUGUAUUGCCUUUCUUCUUAUGCGUUCCAACAUAAUCUAACUAUUAACCAGUCAACUGUAGAUUAUCUUGUUUAUGCACACCGGAAAAAAACCUAGACCAUAUAAUGAAGAGUAUUAGUAUACUAAGUAAGGAUUGACAUGAUAGUAAAAACAAGACUUAAAACCAUUUAUUAUCAAGAUUUCAACUGAUGUCAAACCAAAUUAGAAAAACUAAGAAGAAGAACAAUCAACUUUAAAAAAAAAAAAAAGAUUCUGAAGAUUUUAUAAAGAAAUCAGUCACGGUUUAAAACUUUUCAUAGUUUUCAGUCAUCAGUGGGAUGCAACAAAUAAGGUUUUCUUUCAUUCGAAUAAGUAACCGAACGGGACUAGGACAACAACAUAACAUCACAGAUGAUAGCAUGUAAAAAUAAUAAAGCUGAAUCCCUCAAAAAAAUUGAUUAUGUAUCAAAGAUAUAAAAAUCAGUCACUACUUUUAACAUUUUUCUAUUAUUAAUCGUCUUUGGGAUUCAACUAAAGUCCAUAUAAAUGUAAAAUCUAUACUUUAUCAAAACAAAAACGCCCAAAUUAAAAAUUGCUACAAGAACAAAACAAGAAGAAAGCAGAGAAACGAACGGGCAAGAAUAUAUUUGCGUAAUGCCCUUUUUCAAAAAAAAAGAAAAGAAUAUAUUUGCGUAUAAAGUCUCUUAAUAAAGAGACUAUAUUUUAACAGUUUACUAUAAAAGUUUACGUUCAACUUACACCAUACUAAAACAUUUUAUAAAAUCCUAGCCUGAUAACCCUAUAUGAAUCAUACUAAAAAAGUUAUUUAAAUUUUUUAUUAAUGUAGAGUAUAAUUUAAUAAUGAAUCACAUGUAUUGGAAUUCCAAAUUUUCUGGUAUAAAACAUUAAUGAACAUUUAAUUUAAAGUUACAAAAAAACUUUUAAUUGGACUUCCUAAUUUCAAAAACAGUUUUGGGAAGAUAAAUUUCUUUUGUAUCGCUUUCCAAAAAGUUCCCCUCGUACUAGUAUUUAUCAACCUAUAAGGAGAGGAGACGAAGCAAUCCGUAUCCUCUUGUCUUCAGCAUUUGACGCCUUUAAAAGCCAUGGCUGAAGUGUUUGGUGAUUUCAUCUUUUGCGUCUCUUAGGGGUAAAUACUUUGUCAUUCUGACCGUUCUACUCUUUUAAUUCCUUAACACUGUAUGAUUUGUCAAAAAUGGUUACUCGUACGGAAAGAAAACUGUUAUCAAUUUAUCAUGCGUAAUCUUUGUGUUUGUUUUUUUUUGUUUGAUUGUCCUAGUAACAGAUUUGAGUGUUUAGGAGUCAUCAUCAAGAACAAUGGGGAAUGAAACUGAUAAGAAGUUCACUUGGGUUAUUAAGAAUUUCUCCUCUUGGCGAUCCAAGUGUGUUCGGUCUCGUACAUUCGUGCUCAGUCAAUGCCAAUGGAGUCUUGGCGCGUUUCCGAGAGGAGUUGACAAUGCUAGUUGUUUUUUAUCUCUGUAUUUGGUUGUUUCUAAUCCUGUAUCUUUGCCUUCUGGAUGGAGACGGCACGCUAAAUUCUCCUUUACUCUUGUAAAUCAAUUUCCUGGAGAAGUCUCUCAACUGCGAGAAAUUCAAUACUGGUUUGAUCAGAAGGACAGCAUGCAGGGUUUUCAGUCGAUGAUUCGUCUUUCCGACCUUAAUGCCAGAUAUAGCGGGUUUCUUGUGAAUGGUGAACUCAAGAUUGUUGCAGAGGUUGAUGUUCUUGAAGUUGUAGGUGAACUAGAUGUACCAGUGGUAGCUACAGACUUCGUGGAUAUCAAUGGGUUUCAAGUCCUUGCUUCACAAGUAGAAUCUGUGAACAGUUUGUUUGAAAAGCAUCCAAACAUUGCAUCAAAUGUCCGUGCAAAGAAUUCACAUCUGAGAACAACAUACUUGAAUAUCUUACUAAGCUUGACUGAGAUUCUAUCCAAGUCUCCUGAGGAAAUCUCCAACAGUGAUAUGCUUGAAGCAUAUUCUGCACUGAGAUUUGUGACAAAUGAGGGGUUUAAGUUGGACUGGUUGGAGAAGGCACUGAAAGAAGCUUGUGAGAUUGAAUGACUUGACUGAAAAGCGAGCAGGCAUGGAUGCUCUGCUGAAUAGCCUAAAACGAUGUUUAGAGUUUUAAAUCUAUUUGGUGUUCUGGUCUGUUUGUUUUCUGUUUUCGUUUUCUACAAAGUAAUGUUCUUGAACUAGGGGCGUGAAGAGACUUGUUUCGUUAUCAAUGUGUUGAAUGUUUCUUUUCUAUUAACUUUUGUUUCUUGACGGAAUGGUAAAUCAGGAAUGUCAGUGUGUUUAGUUUGAAAAAGACAUUGUUGUUUAGGAUUUGCAAACAUGCUAAAGGCCGAAUUUUUGGUUUAAUAUAUGUUAGGUUAUGUUCUUUGCUAAGUUGAUGAUGAAAUUAACUGUAGCAAUUAGCUCACAAUAGUGAAAAGUUAAGGUUAAUGACUUAAUGCAGCAGAUACCCACUCACUCUAUCCGUGGUCGCAGCAGAAACGAAUAGGUCCAUAACCCACAUGUCCAAGGAACAAAACCAUUCUGCUUCUCAGCCAUACAUGUUUGCUAAAUAACAGUAUUCUCUACCAUUCCAUCUAGUAUUUUAGAUGGAGGCCAAAGAACAGAAACUCUUCAAAACAGCUCAGCCUAAGUCUGAAAAGAUUUCGGUCACAUAAGAAGCUAUAAUAUCGGAUCGGUCAGGUGUCCAAUGCUAUAAUUGUAGACAGCUCGGAACGUUACGGUUACUUUCUUGAACGAGACAGAAUAUAUGACACCAAAUCCUCUAUUAUGUACAAGACCUUUGGCUGACUUUCGAGUCAAAAUAGUGCAGAUUAUUUCUUAUUGUUAAAGCAUAACUGAGGAAAAAAACCAGAGCAUAUCAUGGAUGAAUCUUAGUAUACUUAGUACGGAUUGACAUGAAAAUGACGAAAAAACAACAUUUUAAUAAUCAUUUCAACAUUCCAAUGAUGUCACACCAAAUUUAAAAAACGAAGAGCAGGAAAUAUUUUCAACUAAAACCCCAUCAUUUUCUAAAGAUUUCAUCAAGAAAUCAAUCCUCAGUUUGAAGAAACCAAACGGCGCAACCAGAUCACAGAGGAUUGCAUAUAAAAAACCGAUAGAACAAUUGAUGAAUCCCUCAGAAUUUGAUUAUUCGUCAAUAUAUAGUCAGUCACUACUUUUAACAUUUUUUUAUUAUUCAUCAUCAUUGGGAUUCAACCAAAAGCCACACAAAUGAAAAUUCUAUACUUAGAUCAAACAAACAAAACUCACUGAAUUAAUAUGAAACAGAACAGAUUAACAAGUAAUACAAGAACAAAACAGAGAAGCAGUUAAAAGACACUCAGAGCUGCAAUAUCAACAAGAAGAUAUCAGUCACUACUUUUAACAUUUUUAAUCA
Messenger RNA from Brassica rapa (field mustard), 3778 nucleotides. Its product is annotated as MATH domain and coiled-coil domain-containing protein At3g27040-like. NCBI's taxonomy places the organism in Eukaryota, Viridiplantae, Streptophyta, Magnoliopsida, Brassicales, Brassicaceae. Gene Ontology annotation, molecular function: protein binding. The record is from RefSeq and is a predicted model, not a curated record.